Molecule: messenger RNA, 2550 nt
Organism: Ostreobium quekettii
Lineage: Eukaryota; Viridiplantae; Chlorophyta; Ulvophyceae; Bryopsidales; Ostreobiaceae
Source: the annotation of a GenBank genome assembly
AUGGCGCGCCUCGGGACCGGGGCCGGGAGGUGGGGGCUGGCGGCGGCGAUCGCGCUGCUCUGCCUCAUGCCCCCGGCGGCGGGCGCCGUCCAAGGGAGGAGCCUGCUUCAGCAGAACGCCAGCACGAUACUUUUGACGGAGGGCAACGCCACGGGGAUUGUUGACGAGAUCGCGGGACUCGGGGAUGGCUCCGUCGUCGUGCUGGACGUGGAGAGCCUCACGCUGGAGGGCCCGCUGCAGAUUGCCGCAAACUUGACCAUCAGGGGGGCGUCGCCGGGCGCGAGGCCUGUCAUAAACUGCAGCCCGAAGGGCAAGAAGGGCAAAUUUGAGACUGCUUUUGAAGUGACGGCAAACAUUACUAUGGAGGAUCUUGUGAUCAAGCAGUGUGGUAAUCCGGCGGUGACACUCCAACCAAGUGAGGAUGCUGAACCAGGCACAGCGUUGUCAGCCAUAUUUAGGAGGGUGGCCUUUGAGGAUACCGUACUCUCCAACAAGGACAAGCGCGUAGGAAGUGAUAUACUCUCCGGGGGCGCCAUAGGCAUCCUGGGUGGUUUCAACAUAGUUGUGGAAGGCUGCAGUUUCACAAACAACACUGGUACAUCUGGGGCAGCGAUGUCUGUCUUCGGGUCAAACUUGACGAUUGUCAACUCGUCUUUCGUUGGAAACAAGCUGGACAGCAGCGAGGGCGUUGGUAGUGGCGCUGCAAUUGUGAUAAAGGGCUCCAGAACGUUUGAGAACUUCCUGAUUGUGGAGGGAUGCAAUUUUACUGACAACAGUGAUCUGGAUGGCGACAGCGGCGACCCUUUAAAGGCCCUCACAAAUGGCUCCCCACUGGAGGCCACGCAGUUCAUAAGAUUCUUCCCACCCACGGUGACAGGAGGCGCCCUGAGCAUUGAGGGUAUCAGCAGUGCCACAGUGACUGGGUCUAGAUUUGGGAGGAACAGGGCCACCCCAGCAGGAGGUGCCAUUUCAGUCUGGGAUGCUGACAGUCUGGAAGUGAUUGGCUGUGACUUUUUUGACAACAAGGCUCGGGCAACCGACAGUGUCGACACUGGGCUCAGCAGGAACGCACAAGGUGGUGCUCUGUACGUACAGUUGAGGGCGGCUGACUCUUCCUUCAGCCUUGAGGGGAGCAAUUUUACCAACAACUCUGCUGGGUAUGGGGGCGCCAUCCAUUUCGUUGGGCAUGCGGAAGCCAAAAUGAAGGCCGAGAUGGUCCUGUUCGAGGGAAACAGGGCGAGGUUUGGGGGUGGGGCCAUUUUGUUGCGAAAUGCCAUAAGCGAAUUCAGCAGCACGAUUUUCCAGAACAACAUUGGUGGCUUUGGAGGGGGAGUCAUGCUUGCAAAUGGAGCGACGUUGCGUCUUACUGGAUUGUGCAGCCGUGAGGACAUGAGGUUCACAGGCAACGUGGCAGUCACUGGAGGUGCCAUCGCUGCUCGCGGAGCUGGUGUCAUGGAGGUGUCGGACGUUGCGUUUGCCAACAACCAUGCACUCGAAUCUGGUGGGGCAGUAGCACUCGUGGAGGGGACAAUCACCACACAGAUGACCAUUGAAAAUCCAAUUGUGCUGAACAACAGUGCUACGAGGGGCGGUGGCAUUUUUGUCGACAGCAUCGGAAAGUUCAGCAUCCGGCCUAGCAGCUUAUGCCCAGGCAGUGUCAACACCAAUGUGGCCAUGUACGGUGGUGGCCUCAUGAUCCGUGCACAGAGCCGGACAAAGAAUGACAUCGCCUUGAACGGCAUAAGUUUCAUUGGAAAUGCGGCAGUGCCAGACCUCAAGAAUCCCAAACUGGUGCGAAGGGCCCAGGUCGAUUAUUAUCAGUCGGUUGCAGGUGCAGAUAACUACGAGGCGCUUCAGGGGGUGAUUGCGAAUCGAACGGCCAAGCUGAAGGUGCUGCAGAGCCAGGGGAAGAUAUCAUUGGUUGACAUCACCAUCGAGAAUGGCGCCUCAGGGGGCACUGAUAUGCCGAAUCGUGGGGGAGGAGGCGGUGCACUGCUGGAGCUCGGUCAGGGCACCACGCAGAGCGGUGUCAGUGCCAGGCUGCAGGAUGUUCAAUUUGAGAAGAAUUUUGGCAAGCUGGGAGGUGGCUUGAUGGCGAUCGUGGAUGGCCCUGAAUGGGCUGCCAAAUGCGAGUCCCAAGCAGCAGCAUGCCGGGCCUUCCUGCUGGAAAAUGUCACCUUCACACAGGAUGGGGCGCUCUCCACUGCAGGGGGCUUGUUCGCCUCCGACCCCCGCAAUGUCUUUGUCGACGAAGAAAACCAAACACUGGUAGAUUUCUUCCAGCGCAACGACGUGACCAGCCCUGGCGAUGGGCCUGUGGCCUUCUUCAACAACUCAGUGAAUCAGGGGGGCUUUGGAGCAGAUUCAGCCUCCUUUGCCAGUCACCUUGUUCUGAAGGCACCCUUGUUGACGAAUGUGACAAUCGACAACAGGGUCGUUCAGCUACUAGACACGGGCAAGCUGAACCACAACAGCACUGACCCUUUGCCCAACUUUGUGCUAGAGGUCAAGGAUUCAUUCAACCAGACGAUCACCUCUGGAACACAGGAU